This is a messenger RNA of Chlamydomonas reinhardtii, 1582 nucleotides long. RefSeq lists its product as uncharacterized. NCBI's taxonomy places the organism in Eukaryota, Viridiplantae, Chlorophyta, Chlorophyceae, Chlamydomonadales, Chlamydomonadaceae. The record is from RefSeq and is a predicted model, not a curated record. The coding region runs from base 247 to 1212 and encodes 321 amino acids. The transcript has 9 exons.
AGAAUACAGCUGCUCGUAAUAUCUGGGAUCUUGUGGAGAGGCCAGCUCGGGUCGGUUGGAGACGACAUCAUGUCGCCCCGGAGCUGCUUGAGCGCUUCGCCCACCAGCUCUGUCGCUACUCGCACUACAUUCACAUCUACCUGUAUUCCUCGUCCCCGAGCGGCGGGAGUCCAAGUCUCGGCGCAACUGAACAUUUCGCGUCGCAGCGCUAGCGCCGCUGCUAUCGCUAGCGUUGCACCGCUGGGGAUGACCUUUCCUGGAUCAAUCGACGGUGGUGCCGCACGCGGCUCUGUCGCAGCUGCUGCAACCAGCUCUCUGGCGGGAGCAGUGGCGGGGUCGCCGUCCAAUCUGGACCUACUGGUGGUGGGGCCGGGUGUGUUGGGCAGCGUCCUGGGCCGCGACUGGCUGGCGUCUGUGCAGGGCGGCACAGCCACCGGCCUCACCAACACGGAUCGCAGCCACGAGCGGCUGCGCGCCAUGGGGCUGACGCCGGCCACACGUUCCACCCUACCGCCCAACAAGAAAUACAGCUUCGUGGCCUUCGCCGCGCCGCCCUCAGGCAGUGAGGAUUACGUUGCUGAUAUCAAGUCGGCUCUGGCAUUGUGGGACGGCAGUGGCUCAUUCAUCUUCACGUCGUCCAUGUCGGUGUGCGCAGUGGACGACGGUGGCUCCGCUACCGACGAGCACUGCCCGCUGGUGCCCGUGGGCGCGGGGCCCUCCACUGACAAGCUGCGCGGGGCGGAGGAGGCUGUCCUGGCGGCCGGUGGCAACGUGCUACGCCUGGUGGGUCUGUACCACAAGUUUCGCGGCGCACACACCUUCUUUAUCAAACAGGGCACUGUGGCCCGGCCAGGGGGCUAUGUGGUGAACCUGCUGCACUACGAGGACGCUGCGGCACUGGCUGCAGCGAUCCUGCGUGGUGAUGGCUCUGGGCCCUUCCGAGGCCGUGCGUUCCUGGGCACUGAUGGCCACCCAGUAACGUUUGAGGACAUGGUGGAGUACUGCUUUGCUGGUGGUGCCUUUGAGCGCGUACCAGUGUCGUUCACCGGCACCUUCCCUGACGGUGGCAAGACCGGUCGGGGCAAGCGUGUAGACAACAGCGGAACAAGCCAGGCGCUAGGUGGCUGGAAGCCCAAGUACGAGUCAUUCCAGUCCUUUAUGGCUGCUGGCGGGGCUGACUACUACAACACUUCGGGGCUAAAGUGGAACUAAAGUGGGAGUGUAAGCCAGGUGCACACGAUGGGUGAACUGUUAGACUUGCGACAAGCGUGUGGGCUUGAGGCAAUGCCACACGACUGCAGUGGUGUUGGCACAAGACAGGAGCACGGAAAUCGUGGGAGUGCAGGGGGCAGACUUGGUGUCAGCAGUAGCAGCCACAGAGGUUAUGUCGAAGGGGCUGCUAGCGAACUGAAGAUAGAGGGCUUCAUUAGUUGCGCAACUGUGGCACAGGCAGGCCAGGCAGAAGGCAUGACUGGUGCUAGGGUGGCUGAGAGCACGUUGGGAACAACCGUUCCCUGGCUUCGCAACCUUCCCCUGGCUUGACGUGCAGUCACGAAGGGCACUGUAAGCACGUUUGAGUGUG